Messenger RNA from Trachymyrmex septentrionalis, 1275 nucleotides. Its product is annotated as actin-like protein 6B. The record is from RefSeq and is a predicted model, not a curated record. Gene Ontology annotation, molecular function: chromatin binding. The transcript has 6 exons. Gene Ontology annotation, cellular component: NuA4 histone acetyltransferase complex; SWI/SNF complex. Lineage: Eukaryota; Metazoa; Arthropoda; Insecta; Hymenoptera; Formicidae. The coding region runs from base 1 to 1266 and encodes 421 amino acids. Gene Ontology annotation, biological process: nervous system development; regulation of transcription by RNA polymerase II.
AUGAGCGGUGGUGUCUACGGCGGUGACGAGGUAGGUGCUAUCAUCUUCGACGUCGGACACCAGAACCUCCGCGUGGGAUAUGGCGGCGAGGAUACGCCGAAGGCCGAGAUCCCGACGACCCUCGGGGUGUGGGAGGAACCCGCCGACCCCAGCGGGAUUGACUGCAACAAUGUCACCAAGAAGCACUACAACGUCGACGUCACGGCUAUCCAAGUGCGAAAAAAGGAUAUGGAGAUAGUGAGCCUGAUGAAGGACGGUAUGAUCGACGAUUGGGACAUGUUUGAACGACUGACCGAGUAUACAUACAAGCAACGACUGCAUGCCUUAUCCGAGCAUCAUCCGAUCCUGAUGACCGAGUGUCCGUGGAACACCAGACUGAAACGCGAGAAGUUGUUAGAGCUCAUGUUCGAGAAAUUCAACGUGCCGGCUAUGUAUAUCUGCAAGAACGCCGUUUUGGCUGCUUACGCGAACGGUAGAUCUACGGCGAUGGUCGUGGACAGCGGUGCCACGCACACUAGCGCAGUGCCGGUCCACGAUGGUUACGUUAUCACUCAAGGAAUUGUCAAGAGUCCUUUGGGUGGCGAUUUCAUCACUAUGCAAUGUAGACAGUUCUUCGAGGAGAAAGACAUCGAACUGGUACCAGCUUGUCUUGUCGCCAGCAAAGAUGUAGUACGAGAGAGAGAUCCUCCUCGCUGGACGAAACGACCCGGACCGCAACCAUCGUCGUCCUGGCUGAGUUACAUGGUGCGAGAGUUGUUACAGGACUUUCAGAUGAACUGUUUGCAAGUAUCGGAUAGUCCCUAUGACGAAGAUAUGGCAAAUACUCUACCCAUGAAGCAUUAUGAAUUUCCGACUGGUUACAACGAUGAUUUCGGAUCUAUAAGGCUCAUGAUACCCGAGGCUCUCUUCGAUCCUAGUAACGUUAAGGGUGUAGGCGCGAGUAUUUUAGGAAUUGGCCCUCUGGUCACCACAAGUGUCGGAAUGUGCGAUAUGGAUAUCAGACCAAGUCUGUAUGGCAGCGUAGUGGUGACCGGCGGCAAUUCUUGUCUUCAGGGCUUCAGUGAGAGACUGAAUCGGGACCUGGCCAGUAAAACCCCACCGAGUAUGAGACUGAAAAUAAUCAGCGCAAACAGCUCAAGCGAGCGACGUUAUGGUGCCUGGAUCGGUGGCUCGAUCCUCAGUUCUUUGGGCUCAUUCCAGCAAAUGUGGCUGUCGCGUCAAGAGUACGAGGAAUCUGGCAAACUUAUUUUGGAAAGAUGCGCGUAAUUAAGUAAU